Messenger RNA from Anguilla rostrata (American eel), 5477 nucleotides. Its product is annotated as SPRY domain-containing SOCS box protein 3. Bases 3358 to 4083 code for a protein of 241 amino acids. The transcript has 5 exons. Gene Ontology annotation, biological process: proteasome-mediated ubiquitin-dependent protein catabolic process. NCBI's taxonomy places the organism in Eukaryota, Metazoa, Chordata, Actinopteri, Anguilliformes, Anguillidae. Gene Ontology annotation, molecular function: protein binding. The record is from RefSeq and is a predicted model, not a curated record. Gene Ontology annotation, cellular component: SCF ubiquitin ligase complex.
ACUUCGAUUUACAAAAGGAAUUUGAUAAGGUAACACGAGAGACUUGUUAGCAAAAUGUAGUAGGAAUUAAAGAUGGUAUUUCAGAGUGGAUUCAGAACUGGCUAGAAUGUAGAACACAAAGAGUAGUAGUAGGAGGGAUAUUAUCAGAGCAGGGAGCUAUGGGAAGUGGAGUCCCACACGGAUCAGUGCUGGGACCACUGCUCUUCCUCAUUUAUAUGAGUGACCUUGACAGGGACAUAGAAAGUACAUUAGUCAAAUUUUCAGCUAAUAGUUUGGAAUCUGCUAAAGUCACCCAAGAAGAUUUAAAAAAAAUCCAGAAGUGGGUGGAAACCUGGCAAAUGAAAUUCAGUAUAGCCAAAUGUAAAGGUCUGCAUGUGGGAAAUAAAAACAUGAGGAAGGAUUACUUUAUGGGAGGAACCAAAUUGGAAGGUCCUCGAUUUGAAAAAGAGUAAUGGUUGAUGAAAGCUUUUCAGGUUCUAGGCACUGUGCUGUUGUGCUAAAAAAAAAGGCCAACAGGUUGCUGGGAUAUGUAGCCAUAAUUAUUGAGUAUAAAUACAAGGAAGUUAUACUUACCUUAUACCAUACAUUUGUUAGACCACACUUGGAGUAUUGUGUGCAGUUCUGGGGACUGUACUACAAUAAAGAUAUAGAGGCUCUGGAAAAGAUUCAAAGAAGAGCGACUAAAUCGACUCCUGGUAUGAAAAAUAAAAGCUAUGAGGAGAGACUAAGGAUGCUUAAUCUCUUCUUCAUGCUUAGCAAAAGGAGAUUUAGGGGUGAUUUGACUGAGGUUUUUAAAUUCAUGAAGUUGAUCAACAAAGUGAACUACAAUAGAUUAUUUAGGUUUAGUUCUGUUAGUAGAAUAAGGGGACAUAAAUGGAAAUUAGCUAAAUGAAAAUUCCAUCCAGACAUUAGAAAUGUUUUUGUUCACUCAGAGUAGUCGAUGUGGGGAAUAGCCUGCCAGGUCACGUAGUAGAGGCAGAAGCUCUGGGGAUUUUCAAGACCUGUCUUGAUACGGUAUUAGAUACUAGGGCUGGUUCACUUCGAAUGUUUUCUCCUCCCGAAUUUUCCCAGUAUUAUUCGGAUUCGGGUCUUUUUCCCUAUCUCUUUGAUGCGAUUUGCUCAGAACUCAGCACCAAGUUUCUCGAUUAAACAAACACACACCUGCAUUGUGACAGCGAGUGAGAGUUUCCCUUAACACUAGAUAGGCCAGAGCGACUGCAUUGCGCUCUGGGGACUUUAUAAUUGAAAUUACCCCAAAUAAAUACAAAAUCCUCCUUUUUCCAUGACUUUCCUAAAUAUUUGGCCUUAAACUAACUGCGUUUUUUAAAUUUCAAAAAAAUUACUCAGUCAAGAAAUACGAGCAGUUCGAGCCAUUUUCGUCACAACACAACCCCCCCGAAAAAACAAAACAGGUUAUUUUACUCAGGUGCGAACGUCUACACCAGCACACUGUUCAGCAACUGAAUAACCAGCACUUCGACUCGAGUUUCCCAAUAAAGCGCUAUCGAAACUUAAUUCGCACAUAUAAUCACACGAAAUUCAUCCACUGCAAUCGUUUUUAAGGUAGGCGCUGUAGUGGUGGAAAUGAUAGGCUUUUAGUACUCCGCGUAGAUUGCGCCACUGACAUAUUUUCAGGUUUUCUCUGAAACUGAGGCUUUGAAUAAGAAAAAAAGUCUCUCCAAAGAGAAAGGGAGAAAUGUUCUGGUGAAGUUGUUGCAAGUGCCAGAACAGUUCUUUUAUCAGGCAGGACAAAAUGAAAAAUAAUUAAUCAUUAAGUUUUUUAUGUAGCUCUGUGGUUAGUUUGCAUCAUGGAGGUAUAUAGGAACUGGAGACAUAGGAUGACCAGGCGGUGAAGCACCGUAGUGCGUAUAUGUUUAUGCUCCCAUCCUCCCCAGUUCAUGUAUAUGCUUCAUGGUUCACACUGACAGUGGCUAUGUCUCGCUUUAUUUAUUUAUAUUUAUUUAUUUAUUGCUGUUGUUGUUGGCAUCUUCUUCUAGCUUAUCUAAUAGAAUAUAAUAUUUAUUUUGAUGUCCUAUUGGUUAUAAAUAACCCCCACCCCCCAAUAAUAUUGCAAGAUGAAGAGAAAAAUAGUGUGCUCAGUCUACCCACCCUGUAUAAAUAAAGGUUAAUAAUAAACUGAAAAUGAGGGUAGAUAUUAUUUCAUCUUGUAGGCUAUAUACAAGCUGCUUAGUAAUUGUUUGAGGUGCGUUUUCUUUAUUUUGACUACAAGACCCCAAAUGCCCCCAAACCAGAGACUGUAAAGUGAGCAGCUUCAUACAACUAUAUUAAAUAUAUAAAAUAUCCUUACCUGAACACGACUGGUUUUGGCCCACUGGACACAUACACUAAACACGAAAUUAUAUUUUUAGAAACACAGAAAGUGAACGAUCACUUCUAACAAUUGAUAAUUUAGUUUGCAGCUAGUUAGAAUUUAGCACCUGUCGAAACACCUGUAAUUGCCCUUUAAGUGGUUGAAUUUGUUUAUUUAUUUAUUUAAGUGUGUGCAUGGGUUUAACUAUUGGGCUAUAUGUAGAACACAUGACUCAAUUUAAUCCAUAAUAAAAAAAAAAUUUUUAAAGAAAAAAAAAAGAUUAUUAUAUUGAGGAUCAUGCUACGAUACCUUUUUCAGAGGACUUAGGUUGCAAGUUGCAAAAAAAAAAAAAAAAUCCAUGAGCGUUGUUUGCUAAUACCAGAGAAUACGUUUUUGUGGGAAUAUAAAUUUGGCAUUUUAAAUUUGCACCGCAGGGACUUGACCAUUUCCUUCAUUUGGCACUUAUUUGAGAAUACAUUUGACGAAAAAAAAAAAAAAGGUGCGGCUACCCUGACAGUCAGUAUGUUUGCUUGUAGACUUUUUGUUUUGAACCAUCGCCCUGUUGUGACCGGACUUUGGCUAUGGAAAGAAUGCUGGCUUCGUUAGUUCACUACAGUAUAGGCCUACAACGUGACCGUGGCUCAUGUGUAAAUAGAAACACGCCCACGUCCUUAUUUGGCAGCGAAAUUCUCAUGUAUAUGAAAGUUCUCCAAAGACUACUCGAAUGUCUUGUGUUAUUGACACACGUCUCGAGUCACCAGGUUCAGGGGUACCAGUGUCGAUCCUGGACCUGUCUCUUCAUCAAUUCCGUAUUUCAUAAGGGAAGAGAGAAAAAAAUCCUCGUGCUAGCAACGUGAGAGACUUACGCAAAUUUGACAAACCCUACUGUACAGUCACGAGUCACGUGUUCGUGGUACUUGUACGUGCAGCGGAGUUGUUGUUGCCUUGGAACUGUAAUUUCGUCACACUUGGUCUUAUUAUUUCAGGUUCGAUGUGGGUAAAUAUCCCUGCUAGCGGUGUUGCGGACACAAGAUAACCCGCGCAGAAUGUCUUACUUCCCAAUGUCUCUGCGUGGAUGCCACUCAUGGGAACACUGGGAAUGGGACGCCAGCAGCAAGUCUCCAGCUGCCCAGCUGUCACCAUGCCGACAGGCAGUCUACUUCCACACCAACAUGCUUCUGGAGAGCGAGGGCACUGCGGGGGUCCGGGGUACCAAAGGUUUCACCCACGGAGAGCACUACUGGGAAAUUGAGUUUUCAGAGCCUCCCUAUGGAACCUCAGUGAUGGUGGGUUUAGGGACAAAGAAGGCGUUACUGCACACUGGGGGCUACCAGUUCAUCAACCUGCUCGGGAUGGACGAGGAGAGCUGGGGCCUGUCGUACAAGGGCGUCCUCUGGCACGGCGGGCGGAGCAGGAAGUACACCGAGCCCUUCUACGACAAGAUGACCGUCAUCGGCGUGCUCCUCAACCUGGACGCAGGCACGCUGGGGUUCUAUCAAAACGGCCUCAGCCUGGGACCAGCUUUCUCUGGACUGCAUGAGGUGGGAGCUCCUCUGUUUCCAUUGGUCAGCUCCACGGCCCCGGAGACCGAGGUUCAGCUGGGAGUGCGCACCACCCGCCUGGUCUCGCUGCAGGAGCGGUGCCUUAACGCCAUCGCACAGAGCCUGGGGUCCCGCACCCCCCUGGGGUCCCGCGGCCCCCAGGACUCCCUCCCCCUGCCCCCCAGCCUGCGGGACCGGCUCGGGACUCGUCUGCUGCCCCCCCUCCUUUGAGGCGCUGAGAAGGUGUCUCCGUCCCCUCUGGUGUCACGUGACCCUCAGAGACACGCGCGCGGGUGGCUGUUGGUCAGAUUGGGUUGCUGGCAUUAACGGUCUGUGUGGACGUUUAGGGCCGUAGCCACAGAUGGGCCACGCUAUUCAGGUUUUAAACGUUUUUUUUUGGAAAGACAUUUCAUUUCUGCAGUAUUCAGAGGUCUUGAAGAGCUAUUGCUCUGGUGCUACUUCUCCAGUCCGCGAUUGUAGACUAACGCCCCCCCCCCCCCCCGGUCCGCGAUUGCUUCUGUUAUCCCUCCACUCCUCCCCGUGAUCGGUUGCCCUCGGUGACUUCUUCUUUACCGCCACCAAAAUGAUUGUUGAGAACGAGAUCCAAAAUCGCACCUUUACCUGUCUGGGGAACAUUUACGGCAGAGAUCGAUACCACCAAAAAAACAUAUGAUCAGGGAAUCGGGUCCAAAGAAGAGCACAACUGCUUAUGCACCCUUGGCUGAGAUAGAGUAGAAGGAUUAUUGAUCAUUGUCGCAACAUGUAUUCUGUUGUCUUUGAAUAUAUUUUAUAUCCUGUCAGUGUGUCACUAUUCAACCUCUUUUAUAGUUGUACAUACCUGGGGCCAUGUGGGUCCAAUCUUAGGGAAGGAUCUCUGCCAUGACCUUUCUCUUUUAUUUGAAGCGUUGCAGAGUAAACUUCUACCAGACAACCAACACAACCUCUACAAAGUCCUUUACAAAGGCGUUUUUAAUGUGAUUCCGUAUAGUAUAUUUUUACUGUAAAACUCAUGCUGUUGUUAAUUAAUUUUUUUUUAAAUGGAUUAAAGGGAAGAUAUUAGUCUAAACUAAUUCUUCAUGCAUAUUAUCCACAUGCAAAUUUUAUUUAUAUAUGCAGUGUUGUCUGUAAGUGUUUGGGCAGUGACACAAUGUUGUCGUUUUGGCUCUGUACUCCGGCACAGUGAAUGAAACAAUGAAUAUAAGGUCAAAGUGCAGACUGUCAGCUCUAAUUUGUGGGUAUUUACCUCCUUAUUGGGUAUAUCCUUAUUACAGCCUUUUUUAUGCAUAGUCCCUCCAUUUUAGGGGACCAUAAGUAAUUGGACAAAUUAACAUCAUUUUAAAUAGUUGUUGUAUUUAUUAGUACUUGCAUUUGAUGACUGUUUGGAAGUCAUCAUAGAUAUCACCAGAUGCUGGGUAUCUUCCCUGGUGAUGUUCUGCCAGGCCUAUGCUGUAGCCAUCUUUAGUUCCUGUUUCUUUCUGGGGAUUUUUGCCUUCUGUCUCAUAUUCAGCAAUUGAAUCAGACAAAGUGGUGGAAAAACUGUGAGCCAUAGAGCCUUAUUUAUGAAAUGAUUGUUGAUUGAAGUUUGUGCUUCAGAGAAUAUAAGAAUAAAACUUGAGUAAAGCAUG